AUGGCUGCAUGUAAAUAUUGCACCUACAAAUGUCUGUGUAUUCAUUCAUCUUCGGCUUUGGGUUCUCAUGUAGCUUCAUUUUACAAGGUCAUGGUAGGGGACUUCUCCUCUCAAUUGGAAAUCCCUGGCGAGUUUGCAGGCGGAAUGAAUUGUAAAACUGCGAUUCUGAUGGGGCCAAGUUGUAAUUUGUGGCAUGUAAAUGUAAAAUUCGGCUCUACUGGUGCUGCUGCUUUUACAGAUGGAUGGCAAGCUUUUGUUUCUGACAAUCGUAUAAGAGCAACAGACAUUCUUGUUUUCAGGCAUGCCAGGGAUAUAGAUUUUGUUGUGCAAGUCUUUGGUGCAAUUCCACGUGAAAAUGAACAUGAUCAUCCUCAACAAGAAAUUUGCAGUCAAAACAAGGAAAUUGAAAUUGUCUUAGUAGAUUCUUCCACUUCCACGUCGUCUGCACUUCCAAACGUUGAAUCUCCCUCAUUUAUGAGGGAUAAUUCAGUUGUCAACCCUGGGAAAAGUACAGAAGCAAUGUUUUCAUUGACCUUAACCAAGAGUGCAACAUCCCAAAAUUUUCACCUCACCAUUCCACGUGAUUUUGGAGAGCGGUGGUUACCAAAAAAGAGAGUAGAAGCAAGAUUUGUGCAUCACAAGAAUCCUGGAGAAUGGCGGCAUAUGGUGGGAGUGUUUAAUAAAGGAAAGACAUAUGGAGUAAGAUGGAAAGAAUUUGCCAUCGAUAAUAAGCUGCGUAAAGGAGACAAAUGUGUUUUUAAGUUGAUAAACGCAGUCAACUACAUUUUCAUGGUCUAUGUUAACACACAAGAUUUGUAA
Messenger RNA from Cryptomeria japonica (Japanese cedar), 819 nucleotides. RefSeq names its product B3 domain-containing protein REM9-like. The transcript is spliced from 4 exons. Gene Ontology annotation, molecular function: DNA binding. Lineage: Eukaryota; Viridiplantae; Streptophyta; Pinopsida; Cupressales; Cupressaceae. The coding region runs from base 1 to 819 and encodes 272 amino acids. The record is from RefSeq and is a predicted model, not a curated record.